Saccostrea cuccullata (small rock oyster) is the source of this 1541-nucleotide messenger RNA. RefSeq lists its product as uncharacterized. Gene Ontology annotation, molecular function: DNA binding. The transcript has 3 exons. NCBI's taxonomy places the organism in Eukaryota, Metazoa, Mollusca, Bivalvia, Ostreida, Ostreidae. Bases 849 to 1520 code for a protein of 223 amino acids. The record is from RefSeq and is a predicted model, not a curated record. Gene Ontology annotation, biological process: DNA integration; DNA recombination.
AUAUCGAAUCAUGUUUUGCUCAGCCCUUGGUAAAUUCCUUCCCUGUUUCUAUGAAUGUGUUUAUGUUUAAAUACUUUACUUUUACGAAGAUAUUACCUGCCAUCGAUAUCGUCGAUAUCCACGAUAUCUUAUCGAUAUCGAAUCAUAAUUGUUAAGAGCAUAUUACUUACCAAUCUUCACCCUAAUACAAAAACUUUAUAUUUACAUCACUUCUGUGUUUAACAAGUUUACUUUACUGUCGAUAUCGACGAUAUCGUAUCAAUAUCGAAUCAUGAUUGUUAAAACAUUUUCAAGAAUUUUCACCCUAAUCCAACAUCUUACUCUAAAUCUAAUUUAAAACAAUAACAACCCUAAAAUUUUCUUAAUCAUAUUAAUUUAUUUUUAUAUUCAUGACAAUAAGGAAUCAAUUUUGACUUCACUUGUGACUUUCUUAAAUUCUGUUAUACCUCAAUGUGAAAAUAAAUUGUGCAAAUAGGAUCGAUAUCGAUACGAUAUCGUCAUGAUAUUGUCGAUAUCGACGACAUCGACAUAAUAUAGAGUCUCAAAUACGGCACCAGGUAUUUCCAAUUAAUAGUGUUCACCAUGAUCGAUAUCGAUACGAUAUCGACAUAAUAUUGUCGAUAUCGUCGAUAUCGACAUCGCAUUUGUUCUUGGACUUGUAUCGAGUCGAAGUGUUGGGACAUUUCCACAUAGACGCUAGGAAACCAGAUGGUGGGAAAUAUAAAACAACAUCGCUUGAAAAUAUCCGCCAUGGACUGAAUAGGUUUCUUAGAUCACCGCCUCAUAACAAGACUUUCGACAUCAUUAAAGACGCUGCAUUUCAGGAUGCAAAUCAGAAUUUCAAGGCGAUGGUGGCCGAGUUGAAGAGGGAGGGACUUGGAUCUAUAGUACACCAUCCCGUGACUGCAGAGACGGACAGGACAAAACUAUACACAUCUGUAUAUCUGAAUCCAGCAACACCUAGUGGAUUGUUUAAUAAAGUUCAUUUUGAUAUCAGGCUAUACUUUUUCAGACGAGGUUGUGAAAACAUCUCCAACAGGACAAAACACACAUUUGUCAUUAAAAAGAAUGUAAAGACAGGCUUGCGUUUUGUGACUAAGGGCCUUGACGAGCUGACCAAAAAUCCCAGAGAAAGUGACAAAGAAAAUAUAUCCCCUAUUAUGCCAGAGACACCAGGUUCACCAUAUUGUCCUGUCAGAAGUUUUGAAAAAUACAUCAGCAAAUUGAACCCAGAACUUGACCGUCUCUGGCAGCGGUCCUUGUCGUCUUUCACUGAUGAUGAUGAUGUGUGGUAUGCCAAAGUGCCUGUUGGUGCUAAAACCAUUGCAACAUUCAUGUCUGAUCUCAUCAAAAAAUGUGAUUUAUCUAAAAAUUACACAAAUCAUUCUUUUCGGGCAACGGGAGCCACAAUGCUGUCCAAAGGAAUGUAUAGCCCAUCACAAAUUAUGGCGGUGACUGGUCACAAAUCAGUCCACUGUCUUAUACCGUGUAUCAGAGGGUUGACGAGGAUGAAAAGAUGAAAAUGGGACAAAGCAUCUCGG